CCGUGUGUGUGUGUGUGUGUGCGCCAGUAGCAGCUUGGAGGCUGCGUGGAUCUUCACUACUACCGCGGAGCAGCAGGAACAGGAGUAGAUCGGAUUCCAAUGUGAAGCCACUCCGGAUUUGGGUACACGAUUUUUAUCAGAAGGAGCGACGAUAUUUUUUUUUUAUAUUCACGCACGGCUCUUGUAGCCCCAGACUGCCUCACCUGGAUCCACGUUAGUCUUUAUACUGCACCGGAUUAUCACUUUGGACCGAGCCAAAUCAAAUCAAAGGAUUGCACCUGUUUAUUGAAGCCCCGGGUGGUGCUAGCUACACUUUUCUCCCGUGUGUGUGUGUGUGAGAUCCUUCACACUGGAGAACCGGACCUGAGCACUAGGUCAUCGAACCCAGACCCAAAGCCAAUAAGUUGUACAGCUUCGAGGAAGGAAAUCUGCUAAAAAAAAAAAAUGCCUCUUGCACAGAUCGCCGAGCCAUGGCCCACUAUGGAACUAGUGCAGCUUGAAACCGAGAAUGGCCAAAGCACCACAGAGGAUGGAGUCACGCCUGCUGUCAAGAACCAGGCUCAUAUCUCGUGGAUAGAGAAGGACUUUGCCCAAAUUAGUGUUGAGGAUGAUGGUGAGAUCAAGGAGAUCAACAUCACCCACGUGGUCAAAGAGGGUUCGGAAAAAGCGGACGCUUCUCACUUUGAGCUUCUCAAAGUGUUGGGUCAAGGGUCCUUUGGGAAGGUGUUCCUGGUGCGCAAGGUGACUCCUCCUGAUGACAACCAGCUCUACGCCAUGAAGGUCCUAAAGAAGGCCACACUUAAAGUGAGGGAUCGUGUGAGGACCAAGAUGGAGAGAAACAUCCUGGCUGACGUCAACCACCCGUUUAUUGUCAAGCUGCACUACGCUUUCCAGACUGAAGGGAAACUCUACCUGAUCCUGGACUUCCUCAGAGGCGGAGAUCUCUUCACCAGGCUGUCUAAAGAGGUGAUGUUCACAGAGGAGGAUGUGAAGUUUUAUCUUGCAGAGCUGGCACUGGGUCUGGACCACCUGCACAGCUUUGGCAUCAUUUACAGAGACUUGAAGCCUGAAAAUAUUCUCCUAGAUGAGGAAGGUCACAUCAAACUUACAGAUUUUGGUUUGUGCAAAGAAGCCAUCGACCACCAGGAGAAGGCCUACUCCUUCUGUGGUACUGUGGAGUACAUGGCCCCUGAGGUGGUCAACAGACAAGGACACACCCACAGCGCAGACUGGUGGUCGUUUGGAGUACUGAUGUUUGAAAUGCUGACUGGAUCGCUGCCCUUUCAAGGCAAGGACCGCAAAGAAACGAUGAGCAUGAUUCUUAAGGCUCGUCUGGGAAUGCCUCAGUUUCUCAGUGCCGAGGCUCAGUCUCUGCUCAGGGCUUUGUUCAAGAGGAACCCCGCCAACAGACUGGGAUCUGGUCCUGACGGAGCGGAGGAGAUUAAACGCCACGGUUUGUUUUCCAACAUCGACUGGAACAAACUGUUCCGCAGAGAAGUCAAACCUCCUUUCAGACCGGCGGUGGCUCGCCCUGAUGACACAUUCUACUUUGACUCAGAGUUCACCUCCCGUACUCCUAAAGAUUCUCCUGGCGUGCCGCCGAGUGCCGGAGCUCACCAGCUCUUCAGAGGCUUCAGCUUCAUUGCGUCGACUCUGUUGGAAGAGGAAGGUUUAGUUGAGCCGGUGCAGCCGCCGCCUCACCCGGUGGUGCAGCAGCUUCACGGGAAGAACUUGUUGUUCAGCGACGGCUACGUGUUGAAGGAAGACAUCGGCAUGGGCUCCUUCUCCGUGUGCAAGCGAUGUGUCCACAAGGCCACCAACACAGAAUACGCCGUAAAGAUGAUCGACAAGACCAGCACGGACCCCUCGGAGGAGAUCGAGAUCCUCCUUCGAUACGGCCAACACCCAAAUAUCAUCACACUGAAGGACGUGUACGACACGGGGAAGCAGGUGUUCCUGGUGACGGAGCUGAUGCGAGGCGGCGAGCUCCUCGACCGCAUCCUCAAGCAGAAGUUCUUCUCGGAAAGGGAGGCCAGCGCCGUGCUGCACACCAUCACCAAGACUGUGGAGUACCUGCACUCACAAGGGGUGGUGCACAGAGACCUGAAGCCCAGCAACAUUCUGUACGUGGACGAGUCGGGCAACCCAGAGUCCAUUCGCAUCUGCGACUUCGGCUUCGCCAAGCAGCUGCGCGCCAACAACGGUCUGCUGAUGACGCCCUGCUACACCGCCAACUUUGUAGCCCCUGAGGUGUUGAAGCGUCAAGGCUACGAUGAAGGCUGUGACAUCUGGAGUCUGGGGGUCUUACUGUACACCAUGAUGGCUGGUUUCACUCCGUUUGCCAACGGGCCUGAGGACACGCCCAAUGAGAUCCUGAACAGGAUAGGAAACGGUCACUUCAGCCUGUCUGGAGGCAACUGGGACACGGUGUCUGACGCCGCUAAGGACUUGGUGUCCAAGAUGCUCCACGUGGAUCCGCAUCAGAGACUGACUGCCAAGCAGGUCCUCAGACACACGUGGAUCGUCCAGAGGGACAAACUACCCAACAGCCAACUCCCACACCAGGACCCCAAACUCGUCAAGGGCGCCAUGGCAGCCACCUACUCGGCCCUGAAGAACUCGCAGCCCACCCCCGAGCUCAAACCCAUCGAAAGCUCAUUCCUGGCCCAGCGGCGCGUUAAGAAGCUUCCGUCCACCUCGCUCUAGACGCUGACACGCACCUCUCCUAUCAGCUGUCGGCGAGCCUGAUGGCUCGAUGGGAUGGGCGGGGCGGGGCGGCGGAGACGACCAGCCAAGGAACAUUGACUGUGACCAUGAACACAUUUUGUCUGCUUUAGUAUGAAUGGGGUUUGUAUGUACUGUGUGUGUGUGUGUGUGUCUGUCUGUAUGUGUGUGUGUGUUCCUGCAUGACCACCAUGCCAUUUUCCUCCAGCUUGCUGCACGUUUAUUUGUCUGACUGUUUCUUCUUCUUCUGUCUCAUUGUUUGUGAAGAUGAUGAUGAUGAUGAUGAUGACGCUCCUUACACCAGCGGCUUGUGCUGCUUAAAUCCGUUUGUGCCGGCAGCACGGCAGCUACAGUCCUGUCCUAAUGCUGUUCAAAUGUUAUUUCUUUUUUAGAUAUAUAUAUAUAUCUAUAUUAGUAAUGUGAAUAAAAUAAUAUAUAUAUAUAUAAGGUAUAUAUUGCUGCCAUAAAUGCCUCCUUUGGCGUUGGUACAGCCAGAAAAUGGGGAAAUGUGGGAAAUGUUUGUCAAUGUUUUCUUUUCCCCGGUGUCAGUUUGCAUGACUAGCAGUCUCUCCUUCUCUCCGUGUGGGUUUCUUCUUUUUGGAUGAUUUCACUACAAAAUGGUGGCUUUUUGUGGAAGAGACUUGGCAUGUUCCAAAAAAUAAUAAUGAUAUUGGCUCCAUUUGUUUUGUUUAGUUUUAAAGUGCGUCAUAUCGAAUGCAUGUUUCCUGUGCUGGUUGAGUUCUGUCUAUUUGUGCGUUGCUUUAAAAUAGUGCAAGACAUACUGAACACAUUGCUAAGAAAAAAAGAAAAAAAAAAACUCAACAAAAAGUCUCUUCUUGUGUAAGAGGCUGAGCAGACUGUUCUAACUUCAUGGAAUUCACUUUUUUCCCCUCUUAAAAUCACUGCUUGUGUUUCAUUUAUUGUUAUAUUUUCUUUUUUUUUUAAUUGACAUCAAGAUAGUUUGCCCUCAGUGUGUAGGUCCUGCUUUCAGCUCGGUGCCUAAAGGCCUACUUGCUGAGGAAAUGUCCAGAAUAUUUUAUUUACAUGGAGAAAAGAAAAAAAACACACCAGAAGAAGAACUUGAUGAAUCAUCUGUCAAUCAACCAGCUGUCUUACCUCAAAAGGGAUCAAACGUUCUAGCAUUCUUUUCUUGUGUGGUGGCAAACAAACAAAAAACAACACAUUGCUCCUUUUGACUCAAAGUUGUGCUGUUUAUCUUAUUGUAUGAUGAAGAUGAAGAGUUUUAUAUCUUAAAAACAUUAAAGAUUCAGUUGCUACGGUAAGUUGUCUGCUGCG
This is a messenger RNA of Entelurus aequoreus (snake pipefish), 4020 nucleotides long. RefSeq names its product ribosomal protein S6 kinase a, polypeptide 1 (gene rps6ka1). NCBI's taxonomy places the organism in Eukaryota, Metazoa, Chordata, Actinopteri, Syngnathiformes, Syngnathidae. The transcript is spliced from 23 exons. The coding region runs from base 445 to 2706 and encodes 753 amino acids. Gene Ontology annotation, molecular function: ATP binding; ribosomal protein S6 kinase activity; magnesium ion binding. Gene Ontology annotation, biological process: intracellular signal transduction; positive regulation of DNA-templated transcription; protein phosphorylation. The record is from RefSeq and is a predicted model, not a curated record.